CAGGUUUGAUGGAACAGUGAUAAUGACCAUGACCUCAGCCAUCAGCAUCGCUCUUCUCCUGCUCUCUGCAACUGUUGUAAACUCAUGGAAGUCUCUGGAAGACCAAACUGAAGCAAUGGGGGAUGUUUCACAGUUUGAAGAGUAUAUACAGGAAACUAACCAUCAUGCAGAAAUGGAAAGAUUCCCAAACCCAUCCCUAAGCCCAGACUGUAAAGCCUGCCAUCACAUCAUCGGUAACGUACAGAAGAAGCUGGGCAGUAAUAAAUCAAAGGAAGAAAUUGAGUCACUGCUGGAAAAAAGUUGCAGUGAUGCUUCUUGGUUGAGACCGACCUGCAACAAAAUCAUCAGAGACUCCAAAGUCAAAUUAAUUGAUGCAAUAGCCAAAGGUGGGACUCCCGAGAGCCUAUGUGCUGAACUGAAAUACUGCUGAAAUAGAUACUAAAUACAGUAUAAUGCAUCUGCCACACAAUGAAUGUUUCAGCUGUUUGAUUUUGAUUAUACAAGUCCAGUGUGUACAUGAUGUCUUGUCCUUGCCUUUUCAAUAAAGAGUCUGUGAAGCUGUUUCUCACA
Molecule: messenger RNA, 570 nt
Organism: Scomber scombrus (Atlantic mackerel)
Lineage: Eukaryota; Metazoa; Chordata; Actinopteri; Scombriformes; Scombridae
Product: antimicrobial peptide NK-lysin-like
Exons: 4
Coding region: 23-430 (135 amino acids)
Biological process (GO): lipid metabolic process; defense response to bacterium; killing of cells of another organism
Cellular component (GO): cytolytic granule
Source: RefSeq, a predicted model, not a curated record